AGCGGCGGUUGCCGGGGGAAUGAGCUCCGAGAAGGGGAACGUGGCGCGCAGGCGGCCCCAGCGCCACCAGAACGCGCGCGCCUUCAGGAACGACAAGUACGACACCAGCGCUCGGCUGAAGAAAAUAAAUUCUAAACUUCAUGAUGGAGUGUGUCAGCAUUGUAAAGGUAUUUUGGAGUGGCGGGUAAAAUUCAGCAAGUAUAAACUACUAUCAAAACCUAAAAAAUGUGUGAAGUGCCUCCAGAAAGCUGUGAAAGAUCCUUACCACAUUAUUUGUCGACCAUGUGCUAGUAAACUAGAAGUUUGUGCCAAAUGUGGAAAAGAAAAAGAAAUUGUAAUUCCGAUCAAUAAAGGACAAGAUGGAAUUGAGGAUAAGACUUCUAAAAACGGCCAGGAAAGUGGACUGGAGGAUGAACUGGAUUUUGACACGAACUUGAGUAGUACAGACAGUGAAGAAGAUUCUGAUAGGCUUGAAGAAAGAUUUAAAAGUAUGAACUUUGAAAGGACAGAGAUUCAAAAACUUGAGUUUGUAGAAGAGACUGUACACAAUGAAUUGUGAUAGACUGAUGCUUUCCUCUGACUUCUGCUCUGAAAACCUGGUCUGACAUUUAAAAAUCCUCAUGUACUGGCACAGUGUGUUUUGAUUCUUGUUGUGGAGAGACUUGUUACUUGUUUGAAAGACUCAGAGUUUGAAUCUUUAAGUACAGUUAUUUCUUGUAUGGAUGUUCCUCUGUGUGUUAUCGAGUCCAGUAUUACACAACUGUUGUAUUGCCAUUUGAAAAACUACAUGGACAUCUGUAGUUCAAAUAAAAAAAUAAAAAGUUCUGUCAUUUAAAAAAAAAAAAAAAAAAAAAAAAAAGUUAAACCAAUUUUAAUAGAUUUUGAGGGAAGAACUUGCAUCUUUUGUCAGUGAGCUUCCAGAGGCCAUUACUGAAAUAUCAAGUAAUCAUUGUUCUUACUCCAGCUGUCUCUUUUCCAUGGGAAGAGUGCCUAAGUGCCAUCAAUAUCCAUUUCAUAUUUGUGACCUUGUUUUUACCAAAAUUUUGAAAUGGAAAAAAGAAAAAAAAAAUGUUUAAGACUUUAGAAUUUUUCAUACAUGUUCCACACUUUCUUUUCAUUCGGAUGUAGACAUAAUGUAGUUUCCUCUAAUACAAAAACACUUAGGUGCCAUGCAGGGAUGCUAAUAUAGAAUUAUGUUUAAUAAGUUACGAUUUCAAAUGCCGUACUAUUACACAGCAGGAUUCCUGACUUUCAGUUCCUUGUAGGGAUUAUUUCAAUGUAGACUAAGCUCUAAGAAGAACUUCACUGAAAUGAACUUCUGCUGGAUUCAGUGUGAUUUGAUUUGUUUUAUGUCAUCUGCCACAUCUAUGAAUAAUGCAGGAGAAGUGCUUCUUGUUUACUAAAUAGUUUAAUGCAAGAACAACUAACAAUAUAGUUUUUACUGACCACUGAAAAAUUAACCAGCUUGUUUGGCGUUGUCUGAAUUGCAGUUACGAGGCACAGAAAAAAAAAAAAGAAAAAAUGUAAAAAUGUCUUCUUCAAAUCAAUUGUGAGGGACUUUGACUUGUGUUUUUCCUUCAAAAUAUGGAAAUACUGAAACUUUUAUUUCUUUUGGAUAGGGAUAGCCACCAUGUCUCUACCGUAGCUGACUUUCAAAGAAAAUCUGCUUAUCAAGAUAUGGAGUGCUAAGAUAUAGAGUGGUCAGGAGCACAGAACCUGUUCAGAUUGAAAUGACAGCAUUAGUAUUUAGUAUUGUUAAUAAUACACAGCAGCAAAAUUCUUGUAAUCAGUCAUCUAGCAUUGAGCUCAUAUAUUUUUUUUCUUUACUGUUUAUGUUCUCGUCACUACAGAUAAGGCCUUAAGCAUUAUGCUAUUUAAUAUCUUCUAUUUAGAUUUGUCUUUCACUUUUAUAUAUUUUCAUGGGAUAUUAAAACAUCACAUUUACUUUUUCUGAACUUCUUGUAAGUUUGUAUACUAACAUCCAAAACAUCAUUUUUAAAUUAUCUCUAAGGACUAGUAAUCUGCAUGAUUUAGUUCUUGUUUCUUUUCAGUGCUGCCCCUCUGCUUUUGAAGAAAGAAAUUUUUCUGUGUCCAUUUUGUCAUAUAUUGAUUUUUGCAAAGUGUUUUAUGAUAACUGUGAGCACCAAGCAAUUGCAAAUCAUGGUCUUCUCUGUUCUUCUUAAUACAUCAAGACUUAUAGCUCUUCACUGAGACAAAGUGUAACGUUUGCUAACUAUUUGAAUAUCAUUUUUAUGCUUAUUUGCAAUCAUAAAGCACUAGAAUUUAUGACCAAAACAACCAGCCUCCUUUUUCCCUCUAUCUAUACAUAUGUUGUUUACAAGCUAAACAACUAGCUUUGUGAUCAACUCAGAUUAUUUCACUCAAUUUCAAUAAUAAAAAAUUCAUCAUUAUAAAA
Molecule: messenger RNA, 2416 nt
Organism: Centrocercus urophasianus (Greater sage-grouse)
Lineage: Eukaryota; Metazoa; Chordata; Aves; Galliformes; Phasianidae
Gene: CUNH9orf85
Product: chromosome unknown C9orf85 homolog
Exons: 4
Coding region: 20-559 (179 amino acids)
Source: RefSeq, a predicted model, not a curated record